CCGGACAGUACUUGGGCACAUAUCAUUAGGGUACGAGAUCAGCACAAAACGAUAACAGAAAGGGACUAGGACGAGUCACAACGGCUUUCAGAGCCAAGGCGACGGAGGCGGACCGGCAGCAGGAUGGACUCCGAGAUGAUAAGAUGAUAAGGACCCUGUUUUACCCUUCUUGUUCUUCGCCUUGUCCCAUGGCCGUCGUAGACGACGAGAUUGCCCCGCGGGCAACGUUAUGGUCAACGUCGAGAUAUAAGACCUCGGACACACGUGCCUGCAUGAUAUUCCCACCGCAGAGCCACUCUUUACCUGCAUUACCUCGCUCUCGUUCAUUGCCCCCCAGGUGUCGGUCUCUUUUCCCUCCGUCUGGUGUCCACAACGCCAGCAUGCUCUCGACCUCGCCUCAGUUUGAUUUGGCCUUUGACAGCAACAAUGAAGACAGGAAAACUUCAACUCCUUCCCUUACACCGAGACUGUAUAGAGCUGCAAGUGUAGGCAGUUGGGGUGUCACGUCGUUCGGCCGUGGUUUUGAUUGGGAGAGUAAUGACGAUUCAGAAUCAUAUAAAUUGAAAUUAUCCCAACGGCAAGAACAAGCUCCUUUGCCCAAGGGAAAAGAGUCCGUUCGACUCGUCGAGAAUAUGCCGCAUUUUUAUAAGCUGCCCGCCAGCAUAGAAUCUUCGAUUUCCAGAAAAUCACCAGCCUCGGCAUCUGUUCGACCUUCUAAGGUUAUGCAUGUGGAUACGAAAGUCGCGCCAACUUCUUCUAUAGUCUCCGAACCGUUUUACAAUUCUCCAUCCCAGUCUCGUUCCCCUUCACCGGUUAUGCCUACCGAUGCCAAUCGGCCAACUCUGUCACGGUCACCGUCGACCCCUCGACCCCGAAGACGUUCCUCCCAACAACGAGUUUCCCUGAUAGCCGGUCGCGUGUCCAUCGCACCACUGGAAUCUCCUACCAUUGUUCCUCCCAACUUCCAACGUGCAGGAAGUGCAAGUAGUUUACUGAGCACAGCCGCCAGCACUCGCGCCCCUUCACCCACUCAAAGCGAAGAGUCUUUUCUUGGUUCAAAACGCAUAUCCGAUUUCCAUAUCGAAGGGGAAAUUGGCCGUGGGGCGUAUGGUCUGGUCAAACGGGGCAGGGAGAUAAAACCAGAUGAGUCUCUUGGUCCUCCUGUGGUCAUCAAGUUGAUCAUCAAAUCUCGUAUUCUGGCUGACUGCUGGAAGAAGCAUCCAAAACUCGGCACGAUACCGAUCGAAAUCUAUGUCAUGUCUGCCAUUUCCAACACCGCCUACGUAUUACCUCCUCGUCGCCCAUGGGAUCCCUCUCGGCUACAUUCUGAUUCCGAAUCUAAAACUCACGAUGCUUGGAUGGAAGGCGAGGUGGUAAAAGGUCAUCCCAAUAUUUGCCCUCUACUAGACUUCUUUGAAGACAGCCAUUACUAUUAUAUCGUUUUGCCUUGCACUACUCCAGAACCCCGCGCUGGUGAGCCAGAACCACACUCCGAUCUCUUCGAUCUCGUAGAAAGCUAUCCAAAUGGUCUUCCACCAAAGGACAUCCGAAGUUACCUUGGCCAGAUCGCAGAUGCCUUGACAUUUUUGCAUUCACAUGGCAUUGGUGGGUAUUCGUUAUCUCGAUUCAAUGCUUUGGAGAACCAAGAAUAACAUAUGGCAACUACAGUUCACCGUGAUGUCAAGGAUGAAAACGUCGUGCUCGGUGCCAAUGGUCGAGGUAUACUAAUCGAUUUCGGGAGUGCAGGCUUGGUCAGAAAGGGUGGUUGGGAUUCGUUUAGUGGAACGUAAGUUCAAAUAACGAUCCUGCAGGACCUCGUAUUGACUCGAUCGAAGUCUGGACUAUGCCGGCCCUGAAAUUCUUAGGGGGGAACGAUAUCAAGGCAAAGAACAAGAUGUUUGGGCUUUCGGAGUUGUUGCGUACGUGCUGCUGGUUGGUGAAUGCCCUUUCAUGACCGCUGCAGAAGCCCAAGAUGGCCUCUCUUCUCCGUUUGCAAACGCAUCGAUAUCCCUGGAUGAACGAUGCUCAGAUAGAAACGAACUCGAAGGAGAAGAGGCCGAUGGAGGAGGCGCGUUGGGCGAUGCCGCUGCUCUGGUCCGAGCAUGUCUACAAUUAGAACCCUCUGUGCGCCCGACAUUUGAGAAGAUACUUCAGUCAAGGUUUUUGGCCGGAAGAGGAGGAUGGGGAAUGCCCAGGUCAUGAUGCACGCAUUGUAAUCCAGCUGUAAUUCUAUGAUAAUUAUAUGUAUGCACAGACUGCACGUAUGUAUCAAUAGAUUCAAG
Messenger RNA from Marasmius oreades (fairy-ring Marasmius), 2282 nucleotides. RefSeq lists its product as uncharacterized. Gene Ontology annotation, biological process: protein phosphorylation; negative regulation of glycogen biosynthetic process; intracellular signal transduction. Gene Ontology annotation, cellular component: cytosol; cytoplasm; nucleus. The transcript has 2 exons. The record is from RefSeq and is a predicted model, not a curated record. Gene Ontology annotation, molecular function: protein serine/threonine kinase activity; ATP binding. NCBI's taxonomy places the organism in Eukaryota, Fungi, Basidiomycota, Agaricomycetes, Agaricales, Marasmiaceae. The coding region runs from base 144 to 1652 and encodes 502 amino acids.